Cynara cardunculus var. scolymus (artichoke) is the source of this 1132-nucleotide messenger RNA. RefSeq names its product DNA repair protein RAD51 homolog 3. Gene Ontology annotation, cellular component: replication fork; Rad51C-XRCC3 complex; Rad51B-Rad51C-Rad51D-XRCC2 complex. Lineage: Eukaryota; Viridiplantae; Streptophyta; Magnoliopsida; Asterales; Asteraceae. Gene Ontology annotation, molecular function: ATP binding; crossover junction DNA endonuclease activity; ATP-dependent DNA damage sensor activity. The record is from RefSeq and is a predicted model, not a curated record. The transcript is spliced from 9 exons. Bases 18 to 1058 code for a protein of 346 amino acids. Gene Ontology annotation, biological process: DNA repair; reciprocal meiotic recombination; meiotic DNA recombinase assembly.
GAGAGAGAGAGAGAGAGAUGGAGGUGUUGAGAUUACCGUUAUCUGCAUCGCAAAAAGGGAGACUGAUUUCAGCAGGCUAUACUUCUAUUGCUUCGCUUUCUUCAAUUUCUCCUUCCCAACUUGCUCUAGAACUGAAGAUUUCGGAAACUGAGGUACUUGAAAUUCUAAAGAUUGUAUCAGAUGGUAGUAGGUUGGAGAGUCCCGGUAGCAGUUGUACUAUUGUCCAUGGUUCCCAGAAUGCCUGGGAUAUGCUGCAGGAAGAGAAAACCCUUGUACGUAUUACCACGUCAUGUGCAGAUUUGGAUGACAUUUUGGGUGGAGGAAUAAGUUGCAAAGAAGUUACUGAAAUUGGUGGAGUUCCAGGCAUUGGUAAAACUCAACUGGGAAUUCAACUUGCAGUAAAUGUUCAGAUCCCAUCUGAUUAUGGUGGACUUGGAGGCAAAGCAAUUUAUAUUGAUACCGAAGGCAGCUUCAUGGUUGAACGUGCUUUACAGAUUGCAGAAGCUUGUAGUGCUGACAUGGUAGAAUACAGUUGCUUGUACAGGAAGGGGUCUCAAGCUUGUGAAGUUAAGAGGCAGCCCAAAGAUUUUCUUGAGAAUAUAUUUUACUUCCGAGUCUGCAGUUAUACUGAGCAAAUUGCACUGGUCAAUUACUUAGAGAAGUUUAUCACAGAGCAUAAAGAUGUUAAGGUGGUUAUCGUUGAUAGCGUCACAUUUCACUUCCGUCAAGAUUUUGAUGACAUGGCUCUUAGAACUCGAUUACUCAGUGGAAUGGCUUUAAAGUUGAUGAAACUUGCCAGAAAAUUUAGUGUGGCGGUUGUUCUACUGAAUCAGGUGACCACCAAGUAUUCAGAUGGUUCAUUCCAUUUAGCACUUGCACUUGGUGAUAGUUGGUCGCAUGCCUCCACAAAUCGGAUAAUUUUACAUUGGAAUGGCAAUGAACGGUAUGCAUACAUCGACAAAUCACCCUCUCUCAAAUCAGCAUCGGCACCAUAUUCUGUGACAGCCAAAGGAAUCAGGAACUCCGCUUCAAACAACAAAAGAAUAAAACAUACGUAAAUUCAUCCAAUAUUCGGCUAGAAUAUGCUAUGUACUGAUUUCUUACGAUCUUAUCGGUUAACAUCAUUUCUAUC